AUGAUCAGCCAUCGUCAUCCAAGGUCGUCCUCGGCGCAUUCCUCAUCCUCGCCAACCACUAAUAAUAAUAAGUCAAAGCCGUCAAUAUGCCGCACCAGGCUCAACAGCAAUACCUCAUCAUCAUCCUCCUCAAGAUCAGCCUCGGCCUCAACAUCAUCAUUGCUGCCGUCUACGAUAUUACCAACCUCUGCCAUCAAUAUCAGCAACAGAUCAUCCACCAAAGCGACGAAUAUGACAUUCUCCUACUCCAAACACUAUUGGCUGUUGGCCAUGUUGACGGUCAUGGUUCUCAGCAACAGGCAAUUGGUGAGCAACUCGGCGACGAAUGAAUUCUUUUCUUCAACAACCAAUGAUCAAUUAUCAUUAGUAUCCGAAGCCGAAUCCAUAGCAGCCUCCGCUUCCAAAGAAUUCAAUACCUAUCACAACAGUGCGGCCAUUUGCGUCAUUCAAAAGGGUGCUUUGCGAUACAUCGAUGAAUGGGUCUAUUACAAUCUACUCGGAAUAGGCUUUGAUCACAUUUACUUUUAUGACAAUUCGGAUGAUUUUGAGUUGCAAGAAUGGCACAAGAAUAUAAAAAAUUUGACGUCAGCUAGUACUACUACAAGUACAACAACUGCUACAACCACAACAACAACCACCACCACCACCACCAUGGAUCCAAUCAUAAUACAGCAGCAGCGGCAAGAACAACAACAACAACAACAACAACAACAAACGGUCCACGAACGAAUUUCCAUUCAACACUUUCCUGGUCCCAAUCGACAAAAUGAAGCCUACACGAACUGUGUCAAACACAUUCAAAACACAAAGGCCCAUUCUUGGAUUGCCUUUAUCGAUGUGGACGAAUUUUUGGUCAUUCGGAAUCAAACCUAUUCGAAUAAUAUUAUGAAUUUAUUGAAUACGUUACCAAAAGAACGAUAUGCAGGCUUGGCCGUCAAUUGGAUCAUCAUCGGCAUGAAUCAACAGCAGCAGUACCAACCCUUGCCCGUCACGAAACGAUUUUCGAAACGAGCGGCCAAUGCGACGGACACCCACAUCAAGACGAUUGCUCGAACGGAUCGGAUCGACUUUGUGGACCAUCCACAUUUUGUGCACUAUGAAAAAAAGGGACAAUACUUGAAUCGGCACUACAACUACAACUACCACCACCAACAACAACAACAACAACAACAACAUAGUACUACUGCUCGUUACUGGAAACGAUUCGGCAUGCUGAUUUGGGAACUUGUAUUUGGGCCAAUGAUUGAAAGUCGAGAUUUAUCCAACAAUCGAGUUCGUGGACCAUGGAACAAGCACAAGACGGUGGAGGAGAUUGCACUCUAUCAUUAUCAUACGAAAUCGUUGGAAGAAUACAAGGAACGAUGUUCGCGAGGACGGGCCGAUGUUCCGCUGAAAGCAUGGAAUGAACAAUUGUCCUGUCAACCCGAAGAGGUCAUCAAGGCGGAAUACUGGAAUUGGCAGGAAACCAUUGUGGAUGAUUUACCAUGGCAAUUGUUGAAAGAACGAGUGCCAAGUUAUGCCAAUCAGUUUGUGGAUGUUGUUGAUGGUGAUGGUGGUAAUGAUGGUGGUGACAUGUCGUGA
Molecule: messenger RNA, 1581 nt
Organism: Cylindrotheca closterium
Lineage: Eukaryota; Bacillariophyta; Bacillariophyceae; Bacillariales; Bacillariaceae
Source: the annotation of a GenBank genome assembly